Phanerochaete carnosa HHB-10118-sp is the source of this 348-nucleotide messenger RNA. RefSeq lists its product as uncharacterized. Lineage: Eukaryota; Fungi; Basidiomycota; Agaricomycetes; Polyporales; Phanerochaetaceae. Bases 5 to 259 code for a protein of 84 amino acids. The record is from RefSeq and is a predicted model, not a curated record. The transcript has a single exon.
GAUCAUGCAGCCUACGAUACUCAUUAACCGCUUCAUGAUCAAUCUACGCACGGUCGACUCGGAGGUGCCAGACUACUCUGUGUGCAUUACUGAUCAACAGCAAGGACCGUCAGCACUGCAGUUCAGGAGAUCAGCCGACCGGCUGGGUAAUAUUGGGGGGACUUUGUACGACGGUUUGAGCGACGAGCACUGGGACGAAGAGGCCAACGGCGACGAAAUCGACGAGGUAGAACGUAGUGGAGCUGGCGCAGAAGCAUGAGCCAGCGAUGAAAAUUAUACUAGAAAGUACUUUGGCCCGAGUACACAGCAAUAUUUACAACGCGUAUGACAAAGGAAAUCGCCGCAAAU